GAUCUAGGCGCCGGUGGUUCCCGGGGCGGAGAUGGCUGUCACCCUGCAGCGCAUCGAGCAGCUGUCCAGUCGGGUGGUGCGCGUGUUGGGCUGUAACCCGGGGCCCAUGACCCUGCAGGGCACCAACACGUACCUGGUGGGGACCGGCAGCAGGUCCUGUUACUUACACCUUCUAUGUUCUUAAUGCCAUUUCGGGCCCUAUGUAGGACCUUACGCUCCCCUGAGCCAGCGUGCCCAUAUGCAGAAGAGUUUACAGUGUCUUCCAGAAGUCUGUCCACCAGUAAAGAUUCACCGUAAGGUCGCUGUCCUCCUCCCCAACACUGAAUUUUUUAUCACAGUCGUGAAGUUAGUUGUGAGAAUCCUCAUUGACACUGGGGAGCCAUCAGUUCCAGAAUAUAUCAGCUGUCUAAAGCAAGCGUUGGUUGAAUUUGGCACAGCGAUCCAGGAAAUCCUGGUGACUCACUGGCAUCACGACCACUCCGGGGGGAUAAUGGAUAUUUGUCAAAACAUCAGCAAUGACACUGCCUACUGCGUUAAGAAACUUCGACGGAAUCCUCAGAGAGAAGAAACCAUAGGAAACGGUCAACAGCAGUAUGUUUACAUAGAAAACGGAGAACUGAUUAAGACUGAGGGAGCCACUCUCAGAGUUCUAUACACUCCCGGCCACACUGAUGAUCACAUGGCUUUAAUCCUGGAAGAGGAAAAUGCCAUCUUUUCUGGGGAUUGCAUCCUAGGAGAAGGGACAACAGUAUUUGAAGACCUCUAUGAUUACAUGAACUCCCUAAAAGACUUACUCAAAAUCAAAGCUGACAUUAUAUAUCCAGGACAUGGCCCAGUAAUCUAUAAUGCAGAAGCUAAAAUCCUGGAGUACAUUUCUCACAGAAAUAGCCGAGAAGAGCAAAUUAUUACAAUAUUCCGUGAUAACUUCGAGAGAGCAUUUACAGUGACUGAGCUUGUGAAGAUUAUUUACAAGAAUGUUCCAGAGAAUUUACAUAAGGUGGCGGAGCGUAACCUUUUGCUUCAUUUGAAAAAACUAGAGAAAGAUGGAAAAAUAUUUUACAUCAUAAAUCCUGACAAGAAGUGGAAAGCUGUCCUUUAGCUGCGGAUCAAUGAAGCUCUCUUAUUUUGCUUUUAGAGGAUGAUAUGUUUUCUUAGGUAUAGAUUAUUUAUAGAGAAUAUUGAAUGGAGGAUUUUGAAAAUAACCCUGGACCUUUGUAAAAUAUGUAAAUUACAUUAUAUAUCCGUAGAACAAAUUACCGAUCUAACCCUGAUCUUGGGAACAUUUUAACCAAAACUUUAGAAUCUAACACUUCAUCAGUUUCCUAUAGCUUAAGUAAAAUGGUCACUUCAGAAUAAUACAUUUUGCGUAGUUCAAACCAGUUAGUACUUUCAGGUUUGGAUAUGCACUAGCAUUUGCUAGUAAUGCUGUUUUCAGCACAGAUGUCUGCAUACUCCUUUCUUCAACUUGUCUAACCUCUUACAUACCAAGUUUAUUUCCAGUUUCUAUCAGUUAUAUCAUUUAAGUAUUUGUUCUACAGCUCUAUGUUAUGUUCAUUUUCUUAUAAUGGUAUCCCAAAAAUUAUUCAUAAGAUGAUCAUUGAGAAAUAUUAAAUAUACCAACUUGAAA
Meriones unguiculatus (Mongolian gerbil) is the source of this 1627-nucleotide messenger RNA. RefSeq names its product lactamase beta 2 (gene Lactb2). Gene Ontology annotation, molecular function: RNA endonuclease activity; single-stranded RNA binding. The coding region runs from base 239 to 1099 and encodes 286 amino acids. The record is from RefSeq and is a predicted model, not a curated record. NCBI's taxonomy places the organism in Eukaryota, Metazoa, Chordata, Mammalia, Rodentia, Muridae. Gene Ontology annotation, cellular component: mitochondrial matrix. The transcript has 8 exons.